UGGUAUUUUACUUAGCACAAACUUGCAUGCCUCUGUUCUACCAACAACAAUCACAAGAUAAUUAAACAUUUUGCCUAUCAGCAAACAGCAAAAUUGGACAUGUUUCAAGCAACUUUUAAGCGCAAUUGUUCAUGGAAAAGUAGAUGGCAGAACAAGAACAUUCCUACCGGCCAAGUUAGCGAAGAAGUCAAAACGUUUCUGGCAGCUCUCCCAAAAGUUGUUGAUGCGCUAACUACAAGCGCAAGCUGUUACGGUUCACCACAGUUUACAAAACGCUAUAAGGAAUUAAUAGAAUUCACGGUAUUGAAGGAGCACAGAUUUAGACCGCCCAUAUUACUUGACGCUUAUAAAGCUCUGGAGUUACCGCAAAAUUUUAGUAAGGAAAAGUGGGAGUUGGUGGUUAUGUUUGCUUGGAGUUUAGAACUUACACAAACCGCGAUGGUCGUCCAGGAUGACACUUGGGAGCAGCAGGAAAGUCGUUGGAACGAAGUCUGUUGGCACAAAAUGCCAAAUGUCGGACUAAUUGCUAUAAAUGAUUCAAAUCUUUUGUACGAAUCGGCAUUUGCCAUUGUGAAGAAGUACUUUUCCGGUUUGCCAGAGUAUACGUCUCUGGUAGAGCUACUUCACUACAUGAAUUUGGUAACAUCAAUCGGCCAAUCAAUGGAUUGGGAGUGUAGGCAAAAUGGCAAACCGAUCUAUGAGUCAUUUAACAUGGAUCUAUAUCGUGAAAUUGCACGUCGUAAAGGAGGUACCGCAAUAGUUGAGGGGCCUUUCAUGGGUGCUUUGGCGCUUACUUACAAUUUACCACUGCUGGAAUACGUGAGGGACAUUCUGUCCGAACUUGGUGUAGCAUUUCAGAUUGAUAAUGACGUAGUGGACCUCUACGAUAAAAAUGGCAAACCUAAGAAUCCCAUAGGAACUGACCUUUGUGAAGGGAAACCCACAUGGAUGGCUAUUAAGGUUAUCGAAACCGCAGACGAAAAUAUGAAUAAAGUCUUUAGGGAAAAUUACGGUCGACCGGAACCGGAAUGCGCGCAGACAAUUCUUAAGAUUUACGAUGACUUGAAGAUAUUCGAUCGAUAUCUCGAUUAUCGUGUUCAAACUCAAAAAGAUAUAAAGAAACGAGUAAGCCGAAUGCCUUCCGGGUUGGGAAAUGCGAUUUUGUCUACGGCGAAUAACGUAAUUCCGAGGUUGUUAGACGAUUAAUUAUAUAAUUGGUGU
Molecule: messenger RNA, 1221 nt
Organism: Photinus pyralis (common eastern firefly)
Lineage: Eukaryota; Metazoa; Arthropoda; Insecta; Coleoptera; Lampyridae
Product: farnesyl pyrophosphate synthase-like
Exons: 4
Coding region: 100-1206 (368 amino acids)
Biological process (GO): trans, trans-farnesyl diphosphate biosynthetic process
Cellular component (GO): cytoplasm
Molecular function (GO): (2E,6E)-farnesyl diphosphate synthase activity; dimethylallyltranstransferase activity
Source: RefSeq, a predicted model, not a curated record